Molecule: messenger RNA, 797 nt
Organism: Saprolegnia diclina VS20
Lineage: Eukaryota; Oomycota; Saprolegniomycetes; Saprolegniales; Saprolegniaceae
Exons: 2
Coding region: 106-723 (205 amino acids)
Biological process (GO): ribosomal large subunit export from nucleus
Cellular component (GO): nucleus; cytoplasm
Molecular function (GO): ribosomal large subunit binding
Source: RefSeq, a predicted model, not a curated record
CGCAACAACACGGCCAACGUCAAGGUGACGAUCGUCGCGGAGAUCGCACCGCUUUGCAAAGACGACCUCGUGGUCCUCGAGAAGCGCACAGCGCAGCAGUGCGGCAUGGCGGUGGCCGUCGUCUCGCGCGUCACGACCCAGAUCCAUCUGCUCGACCCCCGCACGUGUCGCCGGUCGGAAGUCACCUCGGACAAGUACUGGAAGCACCCGUUCCAAGCUCUCGACACGGGCUCGUCGAUGGUCGAGUUUAUCGUGUUGGACGUCGAGCCGCUGGAUGCGGCACGAAAAGAUAAGCAAGACAGUGCCGAUCUGCUCGCGGUGGUUGAAGUCGCGCGCGUAUCCGACUUUGGCUUUAACGACACGACGUUCCACGUGACGAGCCACCUCGGCGGGUCGCUUGCAACCGGCGACACGGUCAAGGGCUACGACCUCACCACCUGCAACUUUGCGUCAAUGCCACUCUACCACCUCAAGGACGAGCUGCCGGACAUCAUUCUUGUCCGCCGCGUGCUUCCCAAGAAGGAAAAGGAAGGCAAGCGUCAAGAGCGCAAGACACUGCGCGUGCAGACAAGCAAGGCGAGUGCGAAGGACCGCAAGCGCGAAGAAGACGAGUUUGAGGCCUUCAUGGACGACUACGAGGAGAAUCGCGCUGGUGAAGAAGGCAUCAGUGCACCGUCGCUCGAGUUGGGAUGUGACGACAUCCAUGUCGAAGACGCGCAGUAACGCAUCAUGAAAUUACUCGAUUUUGCCGUUACAACGGAAACUGUCAAUCAGAUCUGAUAUAUGUGACGUGGCAC